Trichophyton benhamiae CBS 112371 is the source of this 777-nucleotide messenger RNA. RefSeq lists its product as uncharacterized. The transcript has 2 exons. The record is from RefSeq and is a predicted model, not a curated record. Bases 1 to 777 code for a protein of 258 amino acids. NCBI's taxonomy places the organism in Eukaryota, Fungi, Ascomycota, Eurotiomycetes, Onygenales, Arthrodermataceae.
AUGACUAACAUUAUAUCCAAUAUCCUGCAAACUUUAUACCCAUAUUGCUCCUCGCUAUCCGGGUUGAUAUCCAAUAUGGACUGGGAAAAGAUGGUAUUAGUACUCGCUACGUCUUGGGUCACUCUUCGGCUCCUUGGAAUCGGCCUUAAUUUCGAACAGCUGUUCGACCUCCUGGGAAUGGACUGCAUAUCCGAUAGAAUUCGUGCAGUAAAAGGAUGGUUCCUUCUCCCAGAAAGUCGUGUGCAGCUGAAGUGGGUUGAAGAAAUGAAUAAAGAACGCGCCUAUUACAUCCUUCGGACGCAACAAUUCCUAGCUAUCAAAGAUCUGGCUAUUGAACAUGCUAUCCAGCGGAAGCUAGAUGUUAUCAGCAAGUCAUGGAACACAGGUCCCAAAGACUGGAAACAUAAAUUACUGGAAAUACGAUACUAUGAGUGGAUUGAUAGAAACCAGGAAUUUGCCCUGCCAAUCCAACCAAGUACCUCUCACAGCCCCAUCUGGUUGAGGAAUGCAAGACAAGAGGCGGGUGCUGUGCAAGAGCAUGCCAAUGCUGUCUGCGGCCCCGAGGCCUGUAUCCCGACAAGACGGUUUUAUACUCCCACUGUACGACUGGAUGUGGGUGUUGUAUUUGGAAUCGGGGAUUCGUCCAUAUCGUUCAAUCAGAUGCCAGGAAGAUUCCUAACUUUGUGGACUCUAGAAAUUGGGAAUACCCUAUCGAAGAAAAGCCGUGGGAAACUACAGUGCUCUGAAGCUUUGAGCAGCUCUUUUCUUUGCUCCUAG